Messenger RNA from Puccinia graminis f. sp. tritici CRL 75-36-700-3, 780 nucleotides. RefSeq lists its product as uncharacterized. The coding region runs from base 1 to 780 and encodes 259 amino acids. NCBI's taxonomy places the organism in Eukaryota, Fungi, Basidiomycota, Pucciniomycetes, Pucciniales, Pucciniaceae. The record is from RefSeq and is a predicted model, not a curated record. The transcript has 4 exons.
AUGAACUCGCGCCAUCAGUACCUGCACCCUGCGCCUCUGGCUACGGCCCACGAGGUUGACCACGGCCGCAUAGCCGGGCGAAUGUACUUCGCCACAUCAUCGACUAGUUACUUCGCCUAUUCAAACUCCCCCAUAUGCCCCUCCCAUGGGAAACGGACGGCGGUGUUGACAGCAGGCCGCACAGCAUCACGGUCCUCCUGGAUUGGCUUGGCAGACCGGGGAACUAUUCCCAAUGGUGCACCUCUCCCAGCAAGGCCCCCCUGGCCCAGGAAAUCCACCUGGAGAUGCGGAGGCUUGGCAUACACCAUCGAUCCCCCCACGGGCUACUACGAUGCCUGGGAGUAUGCCAAGCAAACCCCCAGCCAGCUCCAAGAGCGAUACCCCAAAGGAUACCUAUCGUUUGAAGUUCCUCUAGGCUACACCAACAUGAUCUGCCGGGACUGGCCCCGACUGGUGGAGAUCUUUGGCCCCCCCGAGAACCGCACUCGUGCAGAAGUUGUGCAACCACCAAUGACCACGCCAAUAACGACGUGGUCAGCCGCAUCGUCCCCACAAGUCCUCGAAUUUGUCCAGCGGGUCCGGGCCGACUACGACGCCAUGAUCGCCCAGACCGGCAGCUCUGUCUCGUGGGCGACGUACUUUAAGAACAAUACUACCUGUCGCGCCGAUUUCCCAAUGAUUGCGGGCUUCUCCAAUGCCCUCAUCAUCCGCCGAUAUCAGUCAUUAGUCCGCACCACCCCAAGGCCUCCCAUGCUUGGUAGUUCCAACACCAUAGCAUGA